Molecule: messenger RNA, 1533 nt
Organism: Anopheles bellator
Lineage: Eukaryota; Metazoa; Arthropoda; Insecta; Diptera; Culicidae
Gene: Tis11
Product: protein TIS11
Exons: 6
Coding region: 1-1533 (510 amino acids)
Molecular function (GO): mRNA binding; metal ion binding
Source: RefSeq, a predicted model, not a curated record
AUGUCUACUGCGAUAAUGCACAGCACGUCACUAUACGAGUUUGGAGAGUUUCCACGAAAGAAUCAAACGAACUCCUCCCGCAGCAGCAGCAGCAACACACAGAUGGUGGCUGGGGGCGGUGGUGGUGGUGGCGGCAACACCGGAACCAACCACGUACUCAGUGGAUCAGCAGCAGCAGCAGCGAUCGGUGCUGCUUCCGGCGGGGGUUCCACUCUGCUGUCGCAGAGCUUCAACGUCGCUGCUGCCGUGAUGGUCGCAUCCAACAACAGUAACGCCACGGUCGGAGGUCUGAACAGUGGCGCCGGAAAUGGCGGUGACCGGGUGACGGCCCACAAGCAGCAACAUAGUGGUGGACUGGGCACGCACAGUGCCCUGCACCGCAGUGUGUCGCAGCCGUCCACCUUCACGAUGGACAACAUCUUCGAGCUGCUGAAGCUGGCCGAAGCACACACGACGACAGUGAAUGCGGCGAUGGCCAAUGCAAACGCUCUGACCACCGUCACGGGGGGCAGCUGCUCCAGCAGCAUCAGCAGCACCAGCAGUAGCAACAGCUCCAGCUCGAGCUCCUCGACCAGCAGCGGCAACAACAAGCACGCCCCGCAGAACACUUCCUCCUCCUCCGGUCAUCGGAAGUUGGAACGAACGCAAUCCGAACCGCUGCCGCAGCAAGUGAAUACAUCGAGAUACAAGACCGAACUGUGCCGACCGUAUGAGGAGGCCGGCGAGUGUAAGUACGGCGACAAGUGCCAGUUUGCGCACGGCCUGCACGAGCUGCGCAAUCUGCAGCGCCACCCGAAGUACAAGACGGAGCUGUGCCGCACGUUCCACAGCGUCGGCUUCUGUCCGUACGGCCCCCGGUGCCACUUCGUACACAACGCCGAGGAGGCGCGCAACCACAACCGCAACGUGGCCGCCUAUCACGCACGUAUGGCCGCGGCCGCUGCCGCUGCCGCCGCUACCACGGCAUCCAAGGGUGGACAGCAGCAGCAGCAGCAGCAGCAGCCGGGUCAGCAGCACGCCACCGGCGGCCUGAGUUCGGUGUCGGUCGCCCAACUGCAGACGGCUGCGGCGCUUCUCGCGCACCCGUCGCUGGCCGCUGCCCAUCAGCAGCUCAAUCAUCAUCAUCAACAGCAUCAUCAUCAUCAUAGCCAGCACCACCAUCAGCAGCAUCAUCAGCUACCCCUCAGCCCGGCCCUUUCGAUGUCGACCGGAUCGGAUCGCGCCUCGCCGAUCGGUUCGCUGUCGCUCAGCCCGACCACAUCGAUGGCCAGCUUCUUCCCCGAGGCCGGAAGUCCUACGUUCCCGCACCAAACGGUUGCCGCUGCCCACCAACCGGCGGUGGGGGCUUUUAACUUCCCGGCCAGCCCGCCGGCCAGUCCGAUCGAUGGUGGCCUCUCGCCGAUGGCGACGCCACCGCCGUCGUCGCCCUCGCUGCUGGUGUCGUCGAUGAAGCUGAGCGGACUCGAGGAGCGGCUGCCCGUCUUCAAUCGGCUCAGCUCCGCCGUCGACGCGUUCACCAACCUGGCCCUGUAA